Molecule: messenger RNA, 636 nt
Organism: Ichthyophthirius multifiliis
Lineage: Eukaryota; Ciliophora; Oligohymenophorea; Hymenostomatida
Exons: 3
Cellular component (GO): WASH complex
Source: RefSeq, a predicted model, not a curated record
AUGAAUGAAAAUCAAAGUAUUCUGCCACCUCCUAAUUCUAAUGCCCUUCCGGAAAUAUCUAUAACUCCAUUUCAACCACCAUCUGGUGAUAAAAAACAGCCGCUAUUAAACGGAACGCCUACACAUACUUCUAUAGGAAUACCUCCACCACCUUCUAUUAGUUUACCUCCAAUAUUUGUUAAUAGUAUGGCGCCUCCUCCACCUCCUGGUGGACUACUUCCUCCUCCACCUCCUGGCGGAUUACAACCGCCUCAAAAAUCUGUUGGCUUACCAAAAGAUACUGCUAUUCUUGCUCCUCAAUCUAACUUACUUAUAAACACACCAGAAAUAAUACAGUCUGAAAUAAAACCUCAGGAAACUAUUGAAAGUACUAAAAAACAAUCUAAGGCACCUGUCUUACCUCAAACUUAAUCAUAAGAAUAGAAUACAGUUGAAAAUAAUUAAAAAUCAUAAGAAAAUAAUUUAGAGGAAAAUAACUAAACAGCAAUCGAAAAUAAUAAUGAACCGCCAGAACAUUUAAAAAUAUAUAUGAAUAUGAUUAAAUAUAAGAUUCCUAAAAUAGCAGUAAAAUAAAAAAUGGUUGCAGAAGGUUAUGAUCCAGAUGAAAUUGAUUAAUACAUACAGAAGAAAAUAUGA